This is a messenger RNA of Centruroides sculpturatus (bark scorpion), 1364 nucleotides long. RefSeq names its product 26S proteasome non-ATPase regulatory subunit 4-like (gene Rpn10). Gene Ontology annotation, cellular component: proteasome regulatory particle, base subcomplex; nucleus; cytosol. The transcript has 11 exons. NCBI's taxonomy places the organism in Eukaryota, Metazoa, Arthropoda, Arachnida, Scorpiones, Buthidae. Bases 52 to 1317 code for a protein of 421 amino acids. Gene Ontology annotation, molecular function: polyubiquitin modification-dependent protein binding. The record is from RefSeq and is a predicted model, not a curated record. Gene Ontology annotation, biological process: proteasome-mediated ubiquitin-dependent protein catabolic process.
CCUAUCAUAAAGCGUGUUUAGUUUAAUGGCGGAUGGUGUUCUGUGUUGAAAAUGGGUUUAGAAAGUACAAUCGUUUGUGUAGAUAACAGUGAGUUCAUGAGAAAUGGAGACUUUAUUCCUACUCGAUUACAAGCUCAACAAGAUGCUGUUAGUCUUGUGUGUCAUUCUAAAACAAGGUCAAAUCCAGAGAACAAUGUUGGACUACUAACUUUAGCUAAUCCUGAAGUUUUAGCAACUUUAACUACAGAUGUUGGUCGAAUUUUAAGCAAACUUCAUCAAAUUCAACCAAAUGGUACAAUAAACUUUUUAACUGGAAUAAGAAUUGCUCAUUUGGCACUAAAACAUCGUCAAGGAAAAAAUCAUAAAAUGAGAAUAGUUGUUUUUGUUGGAAGUCCAGUUGAAGCUGAUGAAAAAGAGUUGGCACUAAAACAUCGUCAAGGAAAAAAUCAUAAAAUGAGAAUAGUUGUUUUUGUUGGAAGUCCAGUUGAAGCUGAUGAAAAAGAGGCAACAAAUUCUGAAAAACUGACAUCAUUUAUAAAUACUAUUAAUGGAAGAGAAGGCACUGGUUCACAUCUUGUAACAGUUCCUCCUGGACCUCAUCUGUCAGAUGCUUUAAUAAGCAGCCCUGUAAUUCAAGGUGAGGAUGGAUCUGGUGGAAUUGGAUUAGGCAGUACAGGCUUUGAAUUUGGUGUAGAUCCUAAUGAAGAUCCUGAAUUAGCACUGGCACUUAGAGUAUCCAUGGAAGAGCAAAGACAACGUCAAGAAGAUGAAGCUAGAAGAGCUGCAGCUCAAUCUUCCAAUGGUGGACAAAAGGCUAAUGAUACUACAAAUGUUACUCCAACUCCAGCCCAACAUGGUUCUAGUGAAGAAGCUUUAUUGGAAAAAGCUCUUCAGAUGUCAUUAGAAUCAGAUAACACUCAGUCUGGAGUAGGAACUUCUGCAUCCACCAUUCCAGAUUUUGCUAUGAUGACAGAAGAUGAACAAAUUGCUUAUGCUAUGCAAAUGUCUUUGCAGCAUGCUCAUGAAAGUGGGUCAUCUACAGCAAACGAUGAGCCUACCCCAAUGGAUGUAGAUUCACAAGGAAGGGAAGAAAUGGAUGAUUAUAGUGAUGUAAUGAGAGAUCCUGAAUUUUUACAAAGUGUUCUUCAGACUUUACCUGGCGUAGAUCCUCAAAGUGAAGCAGUUAGAAAUGCCAUGGGUACUUUAACUCAAGGGGAAAGUAAUAAAAAAAAUCCUGCAAGUAAUACAGGUCAAGAACAGCCUAGUAAAAAGAAAAAGGAGGAUGAUGAUGAGAAAAAGGAUAGUGGAAAAAAAUGAUUAUGUAUAAGUUAAAGAUAUCAAAAUGAAUUAAUUGUAAAAAAAAA